Molecule: messenger RNA, 869 nt
Organism: Caenorhabditis elegans
Lineage: Eukaryota; Metazoa; Nematoda; Chromadorea; Rhabditida; Rhabditidae
Gene: Y52B11A.19
Product: THAP-type domain-containing protein
Exons: 2
Coding region: 1-303 (100 amino acids)
Source: RefSeq, marked reviewed
AUGCUCAAAUCCAUUGCUCAGAACCACGGUCUACCUGCUCCUCUUGCCUGCUACCGGAUCGACUGCAAAUCAAUUAUUCGGCCAAUGAAAAUUACGUUUGCAAACAAAGAAGAUCGGGAUCAAUUCUUAAUCGGAUUCAACAAGUUCAAAAAAUCGGAACACGCCAUUAACUCAAUCUCUCCUCCUCCUCGCAUUCGACGUGACUUGAUGCCCGACGAGCUAUUGAAACUACACUUCUUCUGUUCCCAAAGCAUGGAAACAUGCCUUCAUCAUCCCCGUCCCAAAGAAAGGGAAUCUCGCUGAACCAUCCAACUACCGCCUCCUUUCUAUCACUGAUCCUUUUUGUAGAGUAUUUGAACGAAUCCUUUGCACUCGCAUAAAAAUUGAUAAAAAUCUGCACUUUUUGACUCCUAUCUGUUACCUAGAACGGGUUCUGUUUUCUUGUUAUAGGGCCCUUUUUACCCCAAAAUUGUACACAUUUUUUAUGCAAGAUUAUGCAAGAUUUUCUAACUUUUUUUCCAAUUUUUUUCUAUCCUAUAACAAUCCCAGAAUUGCUUUCAAAAUUCAUUACACACACACACUGCUCAUCUUUUUUCAAUUCUUACAUAAUCACAAGUACCUCUACUACUUUUUUUUGAGCGAAAUUUCACUUAUAUAUAUGUCUAUUUAUAUGUAUUUCCUGUUACCCGUUUCCCUCUUGCCACCCCCACAUUUUGUUUCUUUUUCUACUUUUUUUUGCUGAACAUCUACUUUUUCUGAACGGGAUUCUUAUAUCACUCCAAUCUUUUUUCCAAUUUUUCACGACCUUUUUUUUGAUGAUGAUGAUGAUAAUCAAUUUUGAAUUGAUUUUUGCAAUAAAGUUUAACUUU